Messenger RNA from Pleuronectes platessa (European plaice), 480 nucleotides. Its product is annotated as tetraspanin-1. The transcript has 6 exons. Gene Ontology annotation, cellular component: membrane. NCBI's taxonomy places the organism in Eukaryota, Metazoa, Chordata, Actinopteri, Pleuronectiformes, Pleuronectidae. Bases 1 to 480 code for a protein of 159 amino acids. The record is from RefSeq and is a predicted model, not a curated record.
AUGAAGACGGCGGCUGAGUUCUUCUCCAUCAUCCUCAUCAUCUUCAUCGCUGAAGUGGCAGCAGGAGUCGUGGCUCUGGCCUACGCCUCAUUCGCCGAGGGGAUCCUCAGGGCGUGGGCCACCCCCGCUCUACAGAAUGAUUACGGCAGUGAGCCUGUGGUCACGUCGACCUGGAACACCACGAUGACCGAGCUGAAGUGCUGCGGAUUCACCAACUACACCGACUUCCUGGGCUCCUCGUUUGAGAAGCAGACCGGAGGCAGCCUGCCGCCCGACUGCUGCCGGGCCCGCAGCGCCCCCUGCAGCCCAGGAGAGGCCGAGCGCAGCAAUGUGCAGGGCUGCUUCCAACAAAUCCUGGAGACGCUGAAGAAGCAUGCCAACAUCGUGGGAGGCAUCGCAGCAGGAGUCGGAGUCUUAGAGCUGGCCGCCAUGAUCGUGUCCAUGUACCUGUUCUGUCACCUGGACGGCAGAGUGAGCUGA